Molecule: messenger RNA, 3078 nt
Organism: Schizosaccharomyces octosporus yFS286
Lineage: Eukaryota; Fungi; Ascomycota; Schizosaccharomycetes; Schizosaccharomycetales; Schizosaccharomycetaceae
Product: rho-type GTPase activating protein Rga2
Exons: 1
Coding region: 1-3078 (1025 amino acids)
Biological process (GO): regulation of GTPase activity; signal transduction
Cellular component (GO): cytoplasm
Source: RefSeq, a predicted model, not a curated record
AUGAGUUUGAAAGAAGAGCCUAAAUUUGACGAUAGCAACGCGACUUCAGGAGGCCAAAACGAAAAACUAUUCCAGUUGAUAACUAAUCAAAGAAAUAUCAUCAACGAUUUGCGUAGGGACUUGAAGCAAGCUGUUUCUGAGAAUGGCCUUUUGAAAUCAAAAUUGAGUAGGUUGGAAAAUAUGGAAGCCUCGGCUUCUCAGAUGAACAGUGGCACUGAAAGUUUGGUUGCAAAAGUCGAAUCAAGGGAUCAGAGGAACAAUUUAUCACCUAGUUAUCUCACAAGUACUGACAAGAAUGGUCGAUUAUCGGUUUCUUCCUUUGUUCCUCGAAGUUCCCCUUUAGAAGAUCGCAAUCCUAAUUCCUAUGAUGAUAGACCACAACUUUUGUUGAAUACGAAACGUCUUCCUGUACAUACUUCUUCUGGUACAUACGACCCGCGAUCAGCACUUUCUUCGCCUGUGUCCUACGAAAGAUAUGCAGCUUUGCGAAAUGAAGCUGCAAAGACUCGAUGGUAUAUGAAAGAAGAUCUAGAUUCUGCUGAAAGUUUUUCUCCUACUUCAACGAACAAUAAGUUUUCGUCUGUUCAAGACCUAUGGGAUAGCAGUUUUACCGACCAGUUUUUUGAAAAUUCUUCAGCUCCUAAAGGUUCUAAAAUUGAUAGUAAGAAUUCGCAUCCUAGCCUUUACGUUCCUACCCCUUCCUUAGCUUAUCCAGAUCCCGAGUCUAAAUUGAAGAGUCAUUUGAUUAAUGAUUCGCCUGAAACACUUGCCUCUGAACCCUUAUCUACCUUAAAGGUCCCGGAUAGCGAGAUUUGCUUGACACGUCGUCUUUCUGAUUCUAAUCGGACGUGGACUAUCGUUGAACCUCCUCCCUCGGAACAAAUAGAUCAACAAAAUCUUUUGACUCAACCGAAAGAACCUAGAAAAUCCACUGCGAAGUCCUUCCUCUCGUCCUUCUCGUCGUUGACAUCAUUUGCUCGUCCCAAGCCAGAAAAUCGCACUAAAAGUGAUUCCGUAGCUGGUCAUCCACAGUCGAUGUCUACUAGUAACUCCGAAACUUUGUACAAUAGCAAGCUUAGUUUCAGGUUGGAUGAAUCAUUGGUGCGGUACUUGAAGUUUGAUUUAAUGAAAACUACUCUAUCUUCUUCUUCUACUGUAUUUGAUAAUAUAAUUCUACAUUUUGUUGUUGGUGUUACCGCUGUACCACCACUUGCUUCUCAGUGGAAGGAUGAAGUGUGGAGCUAUUCCAGAAGUAUUGGUCAAUGUCGAGCAUUUGAUGCUUCAUUUGUAUUAGAUGUGGGUGCACCACCAUUUCCAACUCUUGAUUGGUUUACAAACGAUUCAUCCUAUAUACAAAAUGAGCUACUUCGACGAUCUGUUGAUACAUACUUUCGUUAUAUUUUUCAAGCUGAUCUUACUUUAGAGCAGAAAGUUAAGCUUAUUCAGUUCUUGAGUAAAGAUACUUUAAGAGAAUAUCUCAACGAUGUUUUCUUUCUUCCUCCUGAACACGCUCAAAAAGAAGGAAUCUUGCUUAGAUAUAUUAAGAACAGCGGACUUGUUUCCCGCUACUUUUAUUUGAAAGACAAGGUUCUGUAUUAUGCGGAAAACCGUAAUGCACCUGUUUUGGGAACAAUACAGUUGCAAGACGCGCUCGUCCAUAGAUAUAGCGCAAAUCUUCCUAUCUUUACUGUUAUUGAUCCUCCUCAUCAAUUUUUAACCGGUGAAAAUUAUCAAUCCGCGUUUGUUAUACAAGAAAAGCAAACUGAACAAAAAAAUGGAACAGAUACUAUUCAUGUCCUAUUGGCGAAAAACAUAGAAGAUCAGCAGAGUUGGUUACGUGCUAUCGUCAAUCAGAUCCCCUCAAUUUCUACCGCAUCUACACCUGUUGAUCUUCAAAUUCAGGCUUCUGAUUUUCCUGGAUCCCGUCGGAAUCAAACCGAAAAGCAAGAAGAAAGGAUUAAUCGAACGGAUCUCUCACAAAACGAUGAUCGCUGGAGUUUAGAAGAGGAUACUAUGCGAACCGGUACCGCGGAUAACGAGAAUUUUGAAAAAUUAAAGGAUGUAGGAAGUAUUAGUGAUGAUGCAAGUUUGAACCUUGACACUCCUCCUAUUGAAAGCAGUGACACUGCAGAUCUGUCAAGUGAAAGAAGUGAAACUGGAUUAUCAUUUGCAAGCACUUCCGGAAAUAGCAUUUUGGAGACUGAUCCUAGAAUAAUGAAGCUUGCACAAAGUUCUAGUAGCGAAAAAGAAUUAUCAAGAAAGGAUAACGAUGCGUCUAUAGAAGAGGACUUCCUGAAUCAUUUCAAACGAGUUAAUGUUUCGGGAAAUAAGAUGUCACAACAAGUAGAUCAGCUUUCAGAUACAAACAGUAUGGAAGAGGUCAAUAAUGAGCCGUCUUCCAAUACCAUUGAUGAUGGUGGUAUCGGCCCAGAAUCGACGUCGUUAACGACAUCAAAGGAGGUUCCGACGAAACAAACUGAGGUUUUUGGAAUACCGCUGGUGGACGCGGUAAAUCUAGGCUCGCAGUUUAACGAGAGUGGACUUCCUAUUGUGAUUUACAGGUGCUUAGAGUACUUGGAGACCGUACGUGCAGAGAAAGAAGAAGGUAUAUAUCGAUUGAGUGGCUCUUCUUCCGCAAUUAAAGGUUUAAAAGAACAAUUUAAUAAAGGCAUUGAUUAUGACUUGGUGAACUCUGAAGAAAUGUUUGACGUUCAUGCUGUAGCUGCUUUAUUGAAACUUUAUCUUCGUGAGUUACCAACCAAUUUACUGGAUAAUUCGUUGACAAAAAUCAUUGAAUUAAUGCCGGGAAUUCCUCAUACGAAAAGCUCGAUGGAUGAACUUACUCGUAUACUUGGGGAACUACCCGUUGAAAACUUCGUCCUUCUGGACUCUCUUCUGCACCAUCUCCGCAGGAUUAUCACCUUUGAAAAAUACAACAAAAUGAAUGUGAGAAAUGUUGGAAUCGUUUUUUCUCCGACAUUGAAUAUUCCUUCUGAAGUUUUUAAUAUGCUCAUUGAAAACUAUGAGCUCAUUUUCACUGACUAUAUUCGUCAAGCAAAUGCGAAUUUAGUUGAUUAA